Molecule: messenger RNA, 2163 nt
Organism: Tilletiaria anomala UBC 951
Lineage: Eukaryota; Fungi; Basidiomycota; Exobasidiomycetes; Georgefischeriales; Tilletiariaceae
Exons: 1
Coding region: 160-1890 (576 amino acids)
Source: RefSeq, a predicted model, not a curated record
AAGGAAGAGGCGAAAUGCAUGGGCUGUCAAGGUACCAAUAAAGGAUCCGGCUCAGGAAGAAGAGCUCGGAUUGCAUAAACUUGAUGUGCUUACACACACGAUCGGCGAGUUCGAUGCAGGCAUUCGAGUUCUUAUGACUGUCUGGGAAGAAGUAAACUGAUGAUUCACACCUUGGCCACAGAUUACAUUUUGGAACUGCACACUCGCAUCGAAGAGCUCGAGACCGGGCGCCAGCAGGCAGUCAUCAAGACGGUAGACAAGGAGCGCGAGGAGGACGAGGAGCCGCUGCGAGGCGCACAGAUCCCCGUUCAUGAACAACAACAGCAUCCGAAAUCGCAGUCUAUGCCAACACCGCGAUCGAGACAACAGCAGGCUUUGUCGCCGAACACAGCGAUGUCCAUGGAGCCCGGUCAAAUGAGGCAGGUCCGAGAGGUAGGACGUAGCAAAGCACCUAGCAGCGAUGAAGAGACGGUCUCGGACGGGUUGACUUUCUCCGACAUGGAGCUGGACGCACUCCCCCCUCUGACGCCUGGGCCUCCGCCAACAACAGAACAGGUCUCGGGCCCAGGGGUAAGCUCAGCGGGAGAAGGAGCAGACCCUGCGAGCGCACGCACCCGCACUUUUGUGCACCCGCCAAGGCAUACCAUCCGUGUCCCCCGCCGCGGCACGGCCCCCGCGAGGGCCACUCCCUCAUCGACCGCUUCUUCCAGCGAGGAACGCUCGCCGCCCACGUCUGGCACACUCAGCGCCGUCAGCAGCGCAAGCCUUAGCACGACAACCGGAAGCACGAUUAUGGCAGGCGGAAGAGGGUACCACCAGCAGAAUCCAUCCCCGAUGAUCUUGCCCCUCCCCGCCUCCGCGGGAUUGCCCUCACGCAGCCUGACGAGCCCGAUGAUGACCCUGUGGGCCGGCUUGCCCAUCCUUCAGUCGAGUAACGACGAUCCAGGCAACCUGCGAAAGAACUCGGCUAGCUUUGUACCUUUCGCGGGCGUACAUCCUCUCCAUUUGGCUGCACCUGGUGCAUCCCCCGCCAUGCGUCCUUGCCUCGGUCACGGUGGCCACGGGAACGGAACCUGUGUUAAUUGGCCCGAGCUGCCUCCUCCUAUGGUCGCGCUGAGCAGCAGCGAUCCGUUUACCCGCCGUUCUAGCUGGCAGCAGCUGAGGGAAUCGGCGGCCGUCAGCGACUCGCGCACCACCUUGCCUGGCUCCCCGCACCCUCCACCAUCUGCCGAACCCGCUUCCGGGUACUCCCAGGGGCGGGCGCACCGUGGCCGCACCGAAGAAAGAGAAGAUUUGAAUGGUGAUGGUAGCGGCUGUGCACGUUCGUCAGGCGCAGAUACCUCCGCUGCACAUCUCCUGCUCAACAUCGGCGCGUCGCCUGAAGCGCUACCCCCGCAGACGGCCUGUUCAGCCUCCCGUUCAGCCGGCAUGCUCUUCAGCCAGGAGCAGUCCCAUGCCGGUCAGCAACGGCAGCAGCCAGGAAGGGCGCCAUCGGCAUCGCGGCGACAGUCCAUCAUGUCUUUCAACACGACCGCCCUAGGCUACGUGACGCCGCAGGUCUUUCUCAUGGGUGGUAGCCGACAAGCCCCAUAUGGGCAGGGUUUCGGACACGCGUACGCUUACAGUCCCGGCUCGUCGCUUACCCGCUACAACCACUAUGCUGUUUCCAAUCCUGGCUCUGGCGUUGGCGCUGGCGCUGGUGAGAAUCAAUUCGCUCGAGUGCAUGCAUAUCCGGCCAGUGCGCCGGGAGGAGCCAGGGCGCAGAGGAGCGGCUUUGCGUACGGUCUCGCAUCGCCGCCUUUGUUUGCGCUUAGCGACUCCAAGGCGCUGCCCGAGGAGGAGGAUCUUUCGUUGGCCAAGGAGAUGGGACAAGACAGGAACAAAUGGUGAGAUUACCGGAGGACCGCGAUGGCUUGGCCUUAACCCCCACACCGAGCCAUGCAGGUGGCUGGGAAUGACGCAGACGCUAUGUACGAGGGUUGAUCAAUGGCUGAUGACCAGCCCACCGAGACUCGAGACAAUGGCAUCGGGCGCUGGCUUGGUGCGUGGCACGCCGGCCCUGACACAGUGCUAGGACUCGCCCAAGCCUUAUGUGCGUGUAUUUAUAGACUCCCGCCGCUUCGUGAUGAGAACAAUAGAUACUCAUCGCUUACCGAGACCAAA